AUGAAAGUGUUGUGCGUGGCGGAGAAGCCUUCGAUCGCAAAAGCGGUCGCCAAUCAUCUCGGCGGCCGAGUGACGACUGAUAGUGUGCGAGGCAUUCAGUGGGUCAAGAACUAUAAGUUUGAUUUCCGAUUCCAACAAUGGGGCCAGUGCGAUGUUACCUUCACGUGUGUUGCUGGUCAUAUUGUAGGCCAUGAUUUCACCGAACGGUACAGGAAGUGGCACUCGUGUCCACCCGCAGAUCUGUUCGAUGCUCCCAUACAAAGCUUCAUCGCUGAGGACAAGAAGGCUGUGGCAAGCAACAUUGAGUCACAAGCUCGUGGUUCCCAGAUUCUCUUCAUCUGGACCGACUGCGAUCGUGAGGGCGAGAACAUUGGGACUGAAAUCCGCGACAUCGCCCUGAAAGUGAACCCAAGGCUUCGAAUCUUCCGCGCACGUUUCAGCAACAUCGAAAGAGCCCAUGUGAUUCAGGCUUCACAGAAUCCCAUACAGCUUGACGAAGCCCAGUCGAACGCAGUCGCUGCUCGCACGGAACUCGAUCUACGUCUUGGUGCAGCUUUUACGCGCAUGCAAACUCUCGCUCUGCAGAGUAUGAUCCCUGUUCGAGGUGAUGAACGGGGGAAGAUGAUCAGUUACGGCUCCUGCCAAUUUCCUACCCUCGGUUUCGUCGUAGACCGAUACCUUCGUGUACACAACUUCGUCCCAGAGCCCUUCUGGUACAUCAAGGUACAUCACACAAAGGAUGACGUGGAAGUCAAGUUCAACUGGCGACGAGGCCACUUAUUCGAUCGUAUGGCCGUUACUUUGAUCUUUGAAAAGUGCCUGAUCUCGAAGACGGCUAAGGUAAUCAAGAUGGCGAAGAAGCCUACCAAGAAGUGGAAGCCACUCCCUCUUACAACUGUCGAGCUGCAGAAGAUGGGCAGUAGGUUCCUCCAUAUGUCAUCGCAAGACGUCAUGAAGGUUGCCGAAGAACUCUACACCAAAGGCUGGAUCAGCUACCCCCGUACCGAAACUGAUCAGUUCGACCGAGGAAUGGAUCUCCGCAGUAUUGUCUCUAGGCAGACUCAAGAUGGCCGCUGGGGAAACUUCGCCCAGAAUCUCAUGAAUGGUGGAUUCAACCAACCACGUAAUGGUCGUAACAAUGAUAAGGCGCAUCCGCCCAUUCAUCCUGUUAACUACGUGGCUUCCAAUGCCCUCAAUAGCGAGAACGAACGCAAGGUUUAUGAGUUCGUUGUUCGCCGCUUUCUCGCGUGUUGCUCUGAGGAUGCAGUAGGUGAGGCUACAGACAUUGAGAUCGACUACGGAGCCGAGAUCUUUCAUGCCCAUGGCCUGCGGGUUAUUGCCAGAAACUACCUCGACGUAUAUCCAUAUGACAAGUGGGAAAGCAGUCAGCAAUUGCCGCACUACACAGUCGGCGAGACGUUUGAGCCGACAGAAGUGAACAUGCUUGACGGCAAGACGUCAGCACCUACUUACCUCACCGAACCUGAGCUAAUCGCGCUGAUGGAUGUCAACGGCAUUGGCACCGAUGCAACAAUGGCUGAACACAUCGCGAAGAUCCAGGAGCGUGAGUACGUGAUCGCUCGACCCAAAGGCGGGGCUGCAGGAAAUGCUGGCAACGGCGCUGGCAGAGGACGCGGACGAGGAAGAGGAAGAGGUGGUGCUCGAGGAGGCCGAGGCGGCGCAGCAGCGGGUCAUAACGGAGGUGGGGGAGCGGCGGCCGGCGGAGUGCAAGAGUUCAUUCCGACAACAUUGGGUGUCGCGCUUAUCGAGGGGUACGACAAUGUGGGUAUUGAGACCAGUCUCAGCAAGCCGUUCUUACGCAAAGAGAUGGAACUCCAGAUGAAGGCCAUCUGCGAAGGGCGAACGACGCGCAACGACGUCGUGCAACAGAACCUGGAUCAGUAUCGCGCCAUCUUCAACCGCACAGUGCAGCAGAUCAAUGUUCUCAAGUCUGCCAUCACCAAGUAUGUUGUGCAGGCGAAUCACGGUUGA
Messenger RNA from Macroventuria anomochaeta, 1992 nucleotides. RefSeq names its product DNA topoisomerase III. The record is from RefSeq and is a predicted model, not a curated record. Gene Ontology annotation, molecular function: DNA topoisomerase type I (single strand cut, ATP-independent) activity; DNA binding. Gene Ontology annotation, cellular component: nucleus. The transcript has 6 exons. Bases 1 to 1992 code for a protein of 663 amino acids. Lineage: Eukaryota; Fungi; Ascomycota; Dothideomycetes; Pleosporales; Didymellaceae. Gene Ontology annotation, biological process: DNA topological change.